AUGAAAGUCCCGUUAGCCUUCCUGCUUUCGACAGCAGUCGUAUCUGGCGGGGUAGUUCCAUCCCCAUCAUACCCUGCGCUUUCUCCUGCAGCAACUGCCCUUCCGGCUUACACGGUGGGAGCGCCACCAUUAUUCCCAGGGGAGACCAUUCAGUUGACCGAAGAUGUCCUAAAUGGUCUCGGAGUAAGUCUCGGGGACAUGAGUCUUUUGAAUCUGUUCUCCUUCGGCAGUGCGCAACCUCAAGCCAAGACCACCCGUCAGUGUAAGACAAUGCCCGGCGACGCUGCCUGGCCAUCACAGUCAACAUGGGACCUCUUCAAUCAGCUGCUCGGGGGAAGCCUUCUGCGGCCUGCCCCACUCGCAGCGCCGUGCUACUCAGGAUGGUCGCAAUUCGAUAAUGCAACCUGCUUUCACCUGAGUAUGAACUGGAUCAACUCUUCCCUUCACAUCCAACAUCCGACCUCUGUCUUGAGUCCUCUGUACGAGGGGCGUACUUGCAUGCCCUUUGGCUUUAACUAUACCAACAUGUGCACUGUGGGCGGUUACCCGACGUACGUGGUGAAUGCAUCGACCGCUGCGCAGGUUCAAUUGGCCGUGAACUUUGCGCGGAACUCGAAUCUGCGCCUUGUAGUGAAAAACACCGGUCACGACUUCAACGGGAAGUCGACCGGGAAAGGCGCAUUGUCCAUCUGGACACACUGGUUGAAAGACAAGGUCUUUUACCCUACCUUCGCGGCCGACGACGGUUAUGUGGGACCCGCGAUGAAGCUUGGGUCGGGAGUCCAGGCUUUCGAGGCAUACGAAUUCGCCAAACAGUCCAACGUGACAGUCAUCGGUGGUGAAGGCGUGACUGUGGGCUUGGCCGGGGGAUACACCCUCGGCGGGGGGCAUUCACCGUUGAGUAGUCUGUACGGCUUGGCAGCAGAUCAGGUAUUGGCCAUACAAGUGGUUCUCGCGGAUGGUCGGUUCAUCACCGCCACGGCCAAGCAGCACGCGGACAUCUACUGGAUGCUGUGUGGCGGCGGUGGAAGCACCAUCGGGGUCGUGACCUCCAUCACCGUGAAAGCAUAUCCUCAGAUCUCUGCGACCACCGUCACUUUCAACUUCUCGGUCGCCGACACCCCCGGUCCCGAUGCGUUCUGGGCAGGGUUCGAAUCCUAUCUCGACAACAUUGAGCGUCUGGUCGACGCCGGAACCUAUGCAUACUACGACCUGGGUGCAUCGGCUGCGGAACGAGGCACCAAUUUCCCCGGGGACAGGGACUAUUACCUGCGAAUCCAAUCGCUCCUGGCGCCGAACAUGACCAUCACGGAGACGAAGCAUCUUCUGCAGCCGUGGUUCGACCGGCUUGACACUCUAAACAUCCGCUACACCCCGCAAUACAACUUCGCGGAUAACUUUCACGAUGCAUGGAAAUCUGCCUUUCCACAGGAACACAUGGGGGCUGCGACGACGAAGAUCGCCUCGCGUCUUCUCCCGCGCAAGGCAUACCAGGACGAUGGUCUCCGGCACCAGAACUUCCUCGCGCAUAAGGACGCGGUGGCAAACGGCUUUUCCAUCGCGGCCUUCCAUUUCACCGGAAGAGGCAAACUCGUCGAACCGCCCCAGAACAACGCGGUGCUGCCCGCCUGGCGCGAAACCCUGACGCAUGCCAUUGUCAUCGGCCAAUGGAACUCGACCUCGAGCUGGGACGUCGUUGAGCAUACCUCCCGCUCGCUGACGCAGUGGAUGCAGGCCAUGCGGGACCUGGGGGAGUCGGGCGUCUACAUGAGCGAGGCGGAUCUGCUGGAACCCGACCUGCAGAAUGCCUACUACGGGGUCAACUAUCCCCGUCUGUAUGCGCUCAAGCAGAGGUAUGACCCGACCGGGGUGUUCUUUGCUCUCACCGCGGUCGGAGCGGAGGACUGGACGGUCUUGGUGGAGGAUCCUGUGCCGGAGUCGUGGAAUACCAACGGCCGGCUGUGUCCUCGGAGGAGCUGA
Molecule: messenger RNA, 1980 nt
Organism: Aspergillus brunneoviolaceus CBS 621.78
Lineage: Eukaryota; Fungi; Ascomycota; Eurotiomycetes; Eurotiales; Aspergillaceae
Product: FAD-binding oxidoreductase
Exons: 5
Coding region: 1-1980 (659 amino acids)
Molecular function (GO): oxidoreductase activity; FAD binding
Source: RefSeq, a predicted model, not a curated record